Molecule: messenger RNA, 1489 nt
Organism: Aspergillus steynii IBT 23096
Lineage: Eukaryota; Fungi; Ascomycota; Eurotiomycetes; Eurotiales; Aspergillaceae
Product: fructose-bisphosphate aldolase FBA1
Exons: 5
Coding region: 116-1198 (360 amino acids)
Biological process (GO): glycolytic process; gluconeogenesis
Cellular component (GO): cytosol
Molecular function (GO): zinc ion binding; fructose-bisphosphate aldolase activity
Source: RefSeq, a predicted model, not a curated record
UUUCCCUCUCUCUCCUUCUUCUGCCUGUCGUGUUCCCACACUUCGUCAUCGUCAUCACUGAAAUCAUACUGAUCGCAUCCGUCCCCACUACCCGACUUCUACUUCUAUCAUCACAAUGGGUGUCCUCGAGCAGCUCUCCCGCAAGGCCGGUGUCAUCGUCGGUGACGACGUUCUCCGUCUCUUCGAAUAUGCCCAGCAGAACAAGUUCGCCAUCCCCGCCAUCAACGUGACCUCCUCUUCCACCGUCAUCUCUUCUCUCGAGGCUGCUCGUGACAAGAACUGCCCCAUCGUCCUGCAGGUCUCUCAGGGUGGUGCCGCUUUCUUCGCCGGAAAGGGUGUCAGCAACGACGGCCAGGCCGCUUCCAUUGCCGGUGGUAUCGCCGCUGCCCACUUCAUCCGCAGCGUUGCCCCCAUCUACGGCAUCCCCGUUGUCCUUCACACCGACCACUGCGCCAAGAAGCUCCUCCCCUGGUUGGACGGUCUCCUUGACGAGGAUGAGCGCUACUUCAAGCUCCACGGCGAGCCCCUCUACUCCAGCCACAUGAUCGAUCUGUCUGAGGAGCCCGUCGACUACAACAUCAACACUACCGCCGCCUACCUCAAGCGUGCCGCCCCCAUGAAGCAGUGGCUCGAGAUGGAAAUCGGUAUCACCGGUGGUGAGGAGGAUGGUGUCAACAACGAGGACGUUGACAACAACUCGCUGUACACCCAGCCCGAGGACAUCCUCGCCAUCCACAACGCUCUCUCCGCCGUCAGCCCCUACUUCUCCAUUGCCGCUGGUUUCGGUAAUGUGCACGGUGUCUACAAGCCCGGCAACGUCCGCCUGCACCCCGAGCUCCUCUCCAAGCACCAGGCCUACGUCCAGGAGAAGACCGGCUCCAAGAAGGACAAGCCCGUCUUCUUCGUCUUCCACGGUGGCUCCGGCUCCUCCAAGGCCGAGUACAAGGAGGCCAUCGGCUACGGUGUCGUCAAGGUCAACCUUGACACCGACAUGCAGUACGCCUACCUGACCGGUGUCCGUGACUACGUCCUCGGCAAGAAGGACUACCUCAUGAGCACCGUCGGUAACCCCGACGGCGAGGACAAGCCCAACAAGAAGUUCUUCGACCCCCGCGUGUGGGUUCGCGAGGGUGAGAAGACCAUGAGCAAGCGUGUCCAGGUUGCUCUGGAGGACUUCAACACUGCUGGCCAGCUGUAAAUGUCUUUCUAAAAUCUUUUUCUUUUCUUUUCUGUUCGAUUUGAUGUCUGCCGAUAUGACGAAUUCAGAUACCAGUACAUAAAUUGAUAAAAUUCGAAGGACACCAACAACCAAAAUGAUGUGGUCAUUGUAAAGCCCGGGUCGAUCUGUGUGAUUUGGAUACUGCAUGGAUAUGACAGGGUCGGAGUUGGCGUGGCUGGCGUGGCUGUUGACUGAUAAUGACGAUGUAUGUAGUAUGGAGAUGAAAAUACACUAAUGGGGCCUUGUCCAAACAACCACCAGCACACCAAC